Molecule: messenger RNA, 1025 nt
Organism: Carica papaya (papaya)
Lineage: Eukaryota; Viridiplantae; Streptophyta; Magnoliopsida; Brassicales; Caricaceae
Product: chromatin-remodeling complex subunit
Biological process (GO): chromatin remodeling
Cellular component (GO): Ino80 complex
Source: RefSeq, a predicted model, not a curated record
GACGAAAUCGAAUCAGAGAGAAGAACUAAACGGCGUCGUAAUGGGCCACGGCCAUAUUGCUCCCUGCCUGCCUCGUUCUUGCGUCCGGAUAGUUGCCGCGUAAUAAUACGGACUUACAGAGUAUAACCAAACGGUGCCGUUUAUAGUCUUCUUCAUCUUCGUCCUUCUUCUUUCUCGUCUCUCGGGUGGGGUUAGGGUUUCAGUGUUCGACAUUCUGAUUUCUUUCAUUUUGUACUUCUUUUCUUCGUCAUCUGAUUUCCGAGUGAUAUAUUAGUUGCAUAGUUGCUCGUUCGACUAGUUUAAUUUGGUGUUUAGGCUUAUUGAAUUUGGUUUCUGCAAUAUCUCUUCUGGAGUUUCUCUAUACUGGGUCAUUCAAUCCAAUCAUAGAGAUAUGGAACCAGAGGUUAUAAAAGCAGAGCUAGUGUUGCCAACUCACCUUAGUUUCAAGAAGAUACAGAUGUAUGAGAAGUAUCCAAAAGGCCAAUCAAGAGGCAGGCAUUGGAAACAUCUCAAGCAGAUCCUCCAAGCUGAGAAUUACCAAAAUUAUUCUCCUGAUGAACCCAAUUAUGUCAAUAUAGAGUCACCACCUUCAAUGCAUCCAUGCAAGAGAAUUUGCGAUAUAACUGGAUACGAGGCACCUUACUAUGAUCCGAGGACCAAUCUUCGCUACGCGAAUGCUGAUGUCUUCAAGCUCAUACGAUCCCUUCCCAAUGAAUACGUGCAAAGGUACUUGGCUCUUAGAAAUGCAGCUGUUAUCCUGAAGUAAAUGUUUUGGAGGUAUUUUCAUCCGUGCAUCAGAUCUCCCUCGAAUGUGGAUUAACCAACUUGAUUGGAAAUUUUAUCAAUACAAGGUUUUUGUAAAUUUCUACUUUUUAGGAUAUGAUCUGUGUAUCUAAAAUGCCUAGUAGGUAUUUGGCAUGACUUUUAUGGGUAACCCAAAACUGUAAGAAAUGCAGACAUUUGGUACACCAUUUUCAUGGAAUGUGUGUGAUAAGAAAUGGAGAUUGAACUAACAAUUGCCUAAU